AUGUGUGGCUGUGUCCCAGUAAAUGAGGAGGAUGUGACCAUUGUACGGCUAAAGUCCAAGCCAUGCAAGAGGAAGCCAGAACACAGCAAGUCAUUGUUCAAGGAGAGGAUGGUUCAGAAGGUGGAAGCAUUGCAUAACUGUAUAUGGCCUAAGUCUCAAUUACUGUCAGGAAAACCUUCGCCACCAUUGUCAACUGAGGAGCCACUUACUUCUCAAGCCAAUGACCUCAGUGAUGAGGAUGCUGAGGGAGAACCCAAUGAUAGUGACAAUGUUAUACUUGGUGAUGCCCGUAUUCCUUGUGAGUCUGCAUUGGCGAGUGAUGGUUGGUUGGUUGAGGAAGAAGAAGAGGAAGACAAGAACAAUAAAAACACUGAGGAUGCUGAGGAAGCUGAUGCUCAGCUAACCAAGAUCAAUAUUGCUGAUCAACAGCUAUGGUGGUACAUGCACUCAGUGAGCAAGCAUUAUGUUCCUGCCAGCUCUGACAAUGAUAUGUCAUCGCAGGGUGAUAGUGGCUCUAAGGAUGCGUAUGAGUCCAAGGAGGCAUCUGACGUGGAUGGCUUGUCUGUCAAAGAUGCAUCUACCUCAACACUAAGGAAGCUUACACACAUUACUUCUGUGCCCUCUUGCAAAGCCACCACCGUCCCCAAUGCCAUCACUCCCCCUGCCACCCUGCCUCCACCAUACUCUCAGGCUAUUGCAAAGGCCAAGGACAAGUCAAAGGCCUUCAAGGGAACCAGCAAGAUGGGUCAGUGGUCAAAAACUGAGUUGGAGGAGGUGGUCAAGUUCAAGCAAGAGUGGGAAACAGCUCUUGACAAACUUGUUGCUGUCACUGGUUGCUCUCGCCCAUCACUUGCCACAGCACUGGGCCUGACCUUCUCAACUUAUCACAUGGAAAUUACCUCAAAGAUCCUUUUCCCAUUGCCCAGAAGGCAUGUUCCGCUGACUUCUGGGAUCAUACACCAAUUCCACGUCCAUAAAAAUGCCAACCUUGCUCUCAACCUGAAGCAUGAGGUCUGGACUCCUAUCCUCAAGCAUUGGGACCAACUCUGUGACCCUCAAAAUACGUCCGUCAAUCAGCACAUGGCUGUGAUGAACCAGUGUAUCACCCAGUUUAUGGAGGCUGCUGAACUCUACUACAACUGUAUGGCUUGGAGUGGAUGUGACGUGGUUGAUGAACUUAUUGAGGCUGGUGACACAAACAUGAAGGGUUACAUCCAAUACAUGGAGAAUCUCAUCUUUGUGAAGCUCUUUGGUUUUGAAAUACACUUUCCCAAUCCCAAGCCAAUGCCAAAUCAGCAGCUCAGCACUGAGGAAAAGCUGAAGAAGGCACAUGUGACUGGAUUUGUUGCAUUGCUGCCAUCCACCAAAACCAAGUUCAAUGUGCUGUUUUGCAAGCCAGGUGAUAAGAAGUCUCAAGGCCAAUCCAAGUUUACCUGGAGCGGUUAUCUGGAGGUCUUGUACCAGAAUUGUCUCAAGAUUGUGGAUUGGCUGCCAAGAAUCCCUCUCCCUGGUAAGUACACCCCAGGGGAGUACAACAUUGCUGAGCUCCUCUCCGUUGUUAGUCUGUGGAUGAUGCAACUGUAUGAGAACUGGGCCAAGGAAGAGGGCAAGGAGGAGAGUGAAUAUGAUGGUCCUCCAUGUGCCUUGGAGACGGCUAUGAAGGUUGUUCAUAUGGAUGAUGCUGGUUGCUUAUUCCUUGUAACGGAGUGCCACGCAAUCAGCCGCAACAAGGAUGGUAAAAUUUCUCUUGUAGUUGGUCAAGACAGUCACAUCAAAAUAUGGGCCAAGGCUGGUAUUUCCCGCCUGGAGUCUUGA
This is a messenger RNA of Coniophora puteana RWD-64-598 SS2, 1815 nucleotides long. RefSeq lists its product as uncharacterized. The transcript has 15 exons. The coding region runs from base 1 to 1815 and encodes 604 amino acids. The record is from RefSeq and is a predicted model, not a curated record. NCBI's taxonomy places the organism in Eukaryota, Fungi, Basidiomycota, Agaricomycetes, Boletales, Coniophoraceae.